This is a messenger RNA of Orbilia oligospora ATCC 24927, 696 nucleotides long. RefSeq lists its product as uncharacterized. Gene Ontology annotation, molecular function: hydrolase activity, hydrolyzing O-glycosyl compounds. Bases 1 to 696 code for a protein of 231 amino acids. The record is from RefSeq and is a predicted model, not a curated record. Lineage: Eukaryota; Fungi; Ascomycota; Orbiliomycetes; Orbiliales; Orbiliaceae. The transcript is spliced from 2 exons. Gene Ontology annotation, biological process: xylan catabolic process.
AUGGUUUCUUUUACAUCUCUCGCUGUCACCCUUCUCGCGGCGACCAGCGCCCUCGCUGCUCCAUUCGACUUCCUUCACGAGCGCGAUGACGGCAACGCCACCGCUCUCCUCGAGAAACGUCAGACAACCGCCAACUCCGUAGGAACCCAUAAUGGAUACUUCUACUCCUGGUGGUCCGAUGGCGGUGGAUCUGCUCAGUACACCAUGGGUGAAGGUAGCAAGUACAGUGUCACCUGGAGAAACACCGGAAACUUCGUCGGCGGUAAGGGAUGGAACCCAGGAAAUGGACGAACCAUCAACUACGGCGGCUACUUCGCCCCCUCCGGAAACGGCUACUUGGCCGUCUACGGCUGGACCCGUAACCCUCUCGUAGAAUACUACGUCGUGGAAUCCUACGGUACUUACAACCCUAGCAGCGGUGGUACCUACAAGGGAACCGUUAACACCGACGGCGGUACUUACAACCUCUACCAAUCCACCCGUUACAACCAACCCUCCAUCGACGGAACCCAGACCUUUCAGCAGUAUUGGUCUGUCAGGACCAGCAAGAGAGUCGGUGGCAGCGUCAAUAUGCAAGCUCAUUUUAAUGCUUGGGCUAAUGCCGGCAUGAGACUUGGAAACCAUUAUUACCAGAUCGUGGCCACAGAGGGGUACCAGAGCAGUGGAAGCUCUGAGAUUUAUGUACAGACUAAGUAA